CGAGGAGAGUGAGACCCAACUUUUACAGCGAUAAACAGCCUCUUUCUAACGUCUGUCAUGACUCUGUCGCGUCAUUUGGAGUGAUAAUAUAACAUUUAGACUUGACAGACGUGAACUGUGGAAACAAACUUGCGUGCGUACGGUAUGUGUUCAUGCACUGCACUUAGUAGGAUCUUAGGCGAUGAUGUUGGUUGUUUCUCCUGAUCGUCGAGUUCUCCAUCAGUUUGUCGGAGAAGGUCAUCGUGACAACAUGCUCACGUUUGUCGGAGCAGCUCUGAAGUACUAUGAACGUGAACGUUUACUCGAUAAGGAAAGUAUGUGUAGACGAGGUUGGUGAUCGACUCUUUGUGUCCGACACUGGACAUCACAGAGAUGUAGUGAUCGACAUGGAUGGGCUGGUUAUUGAUGUGAUUGAUGGGUCGAGUCGUGGAUUUCAAGAUGGAGACUAUAACUCGACACGUUUCCAUGCACCUCAAGGAUUAGUGUGGUGUGAUGAUAUGUUGUAUGUAGUUGAUACUGAGAAUCAUGCCAUUCGAAAGGUUGAUUUGAAAGCUGGAAAGGUGACAACGUUAGUUGGGACGGCAACAGGUGGUGAUCAUCAGGGUGGAAAGAUUGGUGUCAAACAAGCCAUUAGUUCUUCUUUGGAGUUUGCAUUGCUAGUUUACCAGUCAAGUAGCAUCGAACACAACAGUUUGCGCAAAUGCAGGGCCGGAAGUACGGGAGAAUGCAAGAAUGGUCUCUUUAUUGCAAUGGCAGGGACUCUUCAAAUAUGGACAUAUUUUCUUCAGGAUGGUCCGUGGCUGAAACGCAGCUCAUAUUCGGCUGGCACGUGUGUUCGGUUUGCUGGCAGUGGAGCCGAAGAGAAUCGCAACAACUCAUAUCCUCAUAAAGCUGCAUUUACUCAGCAAUCGGGUCUUACAGUGGCUUGUCAGGAUGGCUGUUCUUGUUUGUACGUGGCUGACAGUGAGAGCAGUAGCAUCAGGUCUGUGAGUCUUCAGGAUGGAGCAACGAAAGCUGUUGUGGGAGAAGCAUUGGAUCCCAUGAAUUUGUUUGCUUUUGGUGAUGUUGAUGGCAAAGGUGUAGAUGUGAAGUUGCAGCAUCCUCUUGGAGUCUCUUGGAACAGCAAAGGCAAUCAUCUAUAUGUUGCUGACUCCUAUAAUCACAAAAUUAAACGUGUUAAUCCUUUGACUCGUAAAUGUGUCACUGAGUGUGGUAAUGGAUCGGCAGGUGCAGCUGUUGGCUCCUACGGUAGUGCACAGUUUUCUGAACCGGGAGGUUUAUGUGUCACACGACAGCUGCAGCUCUAUGUAGCUGACACCAACAAUCAUUGUGUUAAGAUUGUAAACCUAGAAUCAAAACUUGUUUCUCAGUUGGUUGUCAGAGAAGCUGCUGUUGUAGAGUCUGAAGGUAAGCAAGUCAAAGAGAAACGUGUGUCACCUAGAGGAACUGCUGUCACUCAACUGCCUUCGUUGUGUAUGAGAGAUGGGAUUACAAGGAACAUCCGGCUGCACGUUGAGCUUUCUGCAGACUGUCAUUUCACUUAG
This is a messenger RNA of Corticium candelabrum, 1544 nucleotides long. Its product is annotated as NHL repeat-containing protein 2-like. Gene Ontology annotation, molecular function: protein binding. The record is from RefSeq and is a predicted model, not a curated record. NCBI's taxonomy places the organism in Eukaryota, Metazoa, Porifera, Homoscleromorpha, Homosclerophorida, Plakinidae.